This is a messenger RNA of Paramisgurnus dabryanus, 2524 nucleotides long. RefSeq names its product ABI family, member 3a (gene abi3a). Gene Ontology annotation, molecular function: signaling adaptor activity; SH3 domain binding. Gene Ontology annotation, biological process: neuron migration. Gene Ontology annotation, cellular component: SCAR complex; actin-based cell projection; lamellipodium. The record is from RefSeq and is a predicted model, not a curated record. NCBI's taxonomy places the organism in Eukaryota, Metazoa, Chordata, Actinopteri, Cypriniformes, Cobitidae.
CACGAGGGACGAUCUCUCUCUCUCUCUCUCUCUCUCUCUCUCUCUCUCUCUCUCUCUCUCUCUCUCUCUCUCUCUUGACCUGAGUGACAGACAGAUAUCAUUGUCACUGUUGUACACAAGUUUCCGGAAUACAGCUCAACGUGUAUUUCACUCUGCAGCACAAUGAAGGAGCAAAACUACAGCGAAGAAAUUACAAAAAUACUAGAGGAGGCUCCCGCAGCUCGAAAGGCGCUUCUUGACAACUACAACAAUUUGUACAAAGUAGCCGAAUACUGCGAGAGCAACUACCUGCAGUCUGGUAAUGACUCCAAGAAAGCACUGGAUGAGACCAAGGCCUUUACCGCCCAGUCAUUGGCUAGUGUGGCCUAUCAGAUCAACUCACUGGCCACCAAUGUCUUCAAACUGCUGGAUUCACAAACCCUGCAGCUCCGCAAAAUAGAGUCCUCCAUCAACCAGAUCGGAGAGACGGUGGACAUGCACAGAGAAAAGGUGGCCCGUCGAGAGAUUGGUGUUUUCACAGUCCCCAAGAAGCUACCACGCAGUCACAAGAUUGUCCCCCCAGCAAAAAGUAAAGAUGCCAAGCCGAAAUACUCCCGCACACCCAUCUCCUUCUCCAUCCUGGACUCUGUAGGUCAUGGCAUUAAGGAUUCUGGGCAGCCACAGGUAAAAACCGCGACCAUGACACGUAGCAGUAGCAUAUUGAGUCGAGGCGGCCGUCCUCCAGAGCCUGUCCAGUGUCCCGUGGUGCCCACUUUGUCCCACGGAUCAUCAGUCACCUCACUCAAUGAGAAAUCUAUAGCUUCUAGCUUCGGUAAAGCCGUACCACCUCCAGUAGUGCCCAGUUGGCCGGCCAGCUCUGAUGGUGACAUCGUGAGUACACUGCUGGAUCAAGGUCCACCUCCUCCACCCCCACCGAUGUUUGAGGGUGCACAUGACCAUGGGCAGGAUACUGGUCCACCCCCACCUCCACCUCCUCCAUUUGACUGUACUGAAGUCCCUCCGCCUCCUCCUAUGCCCCCUACAGUAAAUCCACCUGAUUCCAGCAACCUGUUGAGCAUUCCACCUCCUCCACCAGCUCCACCUCUUGAGACAGUGGCUGAGGAGAAUGGAUUUCAUCUACCAGGACCGCCCUGUGACAUGCUUCCUCCACCAGUCCCUGAUGGUUUUGAUCUUCCUCUUCCACCACCUGUACCUAAUGAUGUGAACAUUGAAGCUACGCGCUCACGGCGGUCACGAGUACGUCGACAUCCUCCUAGCGCUCGCUCUCUCUCUCUAAGGGUCCGCAUGGGCCCCAGUGCUCGCUCGCUUUACACACGUUCACUUUUUCUGCCUUCCGCUCAAUCACUCAUGAUACCCCCGCCCCCUCCAUAUCCACCUCCUCUGGCUCCGCCUGUUUCAUUGAGCCCAUUGUGCAGGAUCCCUGCCCGCCUGCAGCACCUGGAUCUUGAGAUUCCUGCUCCGCCCCCAUCACCACCAGUGGAUUUUGACAACUAUGAUGAAAUGCCCCCUCUACCGCCCCCUAUUGAUUAUGACACUUCUGCACCAGCUGAUUAUUUGGAGAAAGUGGUGGCACUGUAUAGCUACGACACAGGCAAGCCAGGUGACUUGGUCUUUCAGGAAGGUGAUAUCAUCUACCUUACCAUCAGGAAUGAGGAUGGCUGGUGUGAGGGAGAACUGAAUGGAGUCAAAGGUUAUUUUCCUGGCAACUAUGUGGAGUCAACCGCUUAACUGGCCGUAAGAAUCUAAUCAGAUCUUUAAAUAUACAAUUGUGCCCCAUGACAUUUCAAUUGUAGGAUUCUUUGUUUAGUGACGUAAAAAUACUUUGAUGCUGUGCACUGAAGUUUUAGUCUACGAGAAUGAAGUAUUUCCAAAAAGCAUUAACAUGUGUUGAUGAUAUGGAAAUGCACAUUUUUUGAAAAGUUUAGUUUUGUUUAAAUAAUAAUAAUGAUUUUCUGAAAUCUCUCAGGACUUUGGUACUCUAAAAAUGCUAUUUAUUUUUAACCCAGCGUUGGGUCAAAAAGGAUCAAGCUGUUGGGUUAAAGUAACCCAGAAAAUUUUUAUAUUUGACCCAACAAUAUUAAAACAACCCAGCAUUUUGAGUUGAAACAACCCAGCUUAAAUUACAACCCAACGGGCUAGGUUCGUCCUUUUUUGACGCAAAGCUGGGUUGAAAAUAACCCACAAUUUUUUAAGUGUAAUAGUUGUUUUAGUUGCGUAUUAAGAAACAUAAUUUUUGCACAUUUAGCUGUAUUUAAACAUUGGUUCAAUUUUACCAAGCAGAUUGUAAAUGUUUAGUUAUUUCUUAAAUAUGUUUUCUUUAUUCGUUUAUAAAGGCUAUUGUGUACAUCACAUAAUGGCAUAAUAUAUUUGUUGUUUUGUUUUUGUGUCAUUUUUCUGUCAUACUUUAGUUAAAUUGUAACUGUAAACCUUUAAGUCAAGAUAAUGCAACAUUUAUAGCAUUUAUUUACUUAAGCGAUUUGCUCAACUCUUGGUUGAUUUUUAUAUGUAUGUCACUUUCACAACU